UUGAUAUUCUACUCCUCCUCGAGCAUUUUUGGAAGUAUUUUACGAACUCUAAGUACCAUUGCGCGCCAACUUGGUCUUGAAGCACAGAAAGAAAUUUAAAAAUGGUGAUGCUCUGCUUCGUGUUGGAUCUUCGGAGCCUAUCGCCUCCAUUACUUGGAGACUUGAAGCAGUCCCUAUUGCAGCUUGCAAAUUUCUAUGCCGUUUCGGCUCAGAUUGGUGAGAGACCACGCUCUGACCACCUCAGCGAUCGGAUCGGCCUGUGCUAUGUCCGCAAGAAUCGAAUUUCUUGUUCUAAUGAAGUGAAGGUCGUUUACACACCAAGAGGAAACUUCAGUCUCCGCAAUUUCCACCAUGCCGUCAACAACUUACCUACCGAUGCUUUCUUGCCUGAAUUCAAUGGUAGCGGAGCUCUUUCUUGUUGUGAUAUGAAACUUACAAGCAUCCUAAGCAAUGAAUUCUUGUACUCAUGUGGUGGACAUGAGAAAGAUAUUGCAAGAAAAGUGAUACUGAUUAGCUCGUGUGUGGUUGAAAAUCUAGAUUCAGUCAUGAAAGAUACUCUCAUGGAUGCAGCAGACAACUAUGUUUCAGUUGAGUUUUUAUUGCUGGAGCAACAAUCAAGCCAUCUUGGCGAUUUAUCUGAAAAAAUCAGCAAUUUUGUGAAGCAAAUUUCUGAUCUUGAGAAUUGUUCAUUUCAUGCCUACCUGCCAGAUGCACAAGUAUUAUGUGGCCUGGUAAAACGAUGGCUACAGGAGUUGAAGGAUGACAUGGAUGAACCAUUACAGGCUCAUUUUGUCUUCAAGAGCAACUUUUUCUGCUCUCUAAACCUAAUAUCCUGCAAUUUGUCUGCAUCUUCCAAUCACAUAAUCGAUGAGUUCAGUUCCUGUCAGACAUGCAGGUGCCAUGGCAUCCCAUUAGAUAAUGCAUUUGGACAACAAACCAAGCGGUCUUCUUGUCCAAUUACAGGCAAUGAUCUGGAAACAUUUAGUUUGAUUGAAAAUUCUGUGAAGGUUGGAGAACAUACAAUUCUGUUUCUGCCCUCAUUCCAGAACUGUGUGAAGCUCCAACAUGUUUCUCUGCCAGUUGACCUGAAUGUUAUUGAAAGGACUAACUUAGGGUCCCUGAGUGAAGGGGUUAUUUUAGGGACUUCAUUUAUUGUAACUCCAUCAGCUUUUCAUGAAUCAGAUGACAUUGAUAAGUCAGAGCUAAACACUCAACUUUUUCAAGGGCUUUGCAGUGCACUACAUUCCCUUGACCAAGGUUUAGUUUGCUCUUCAAAGUGUAAUAUAGAAACUAUGAAGGAGUCUCUCUUUCACUGCUAUUAUAUUCUUCUUCCCUCAGAAAAGGGACCAAUGCUUCUCAGGAGACUUGCAGGAUCAGAAGAAAAUUUGCCUUUCCCGGAUGUUAGUCAAUUAGUGGGUUCUUCAGCAACAAUUGAGAUCGAAAACUCCAUUCGAACCUCUUUGCUGAAGAUGGAAGUAAGAGACUACAAUCCGUUCCUGCAUGAGAGAGGCUUCCAUCAAAAACUUAAUUUGCUCGUAAAGGAGAGCUUACAAUUUCGGUCAGUAUGUCCUAACUUGAAAGAAGUGAACUAUGAACCGAACUCAACCCAGCGUGAUUCUUCAGAAGAGGCCAAACCAUCAAAGCCAAAAGCAGAUGUCGUAGUCAUAGAAGAGGAAAUUCCACAAUUGGAUCUGACAAUGGGAGAAAACCGAUCCUCUACUUGUAUUACAGAAGAAUGGGAACAGCUGAUCAUCAGUGAAGCCCCCAAUAUAUACUCUCCUACUUGUAUUUCCAAACCAAAGUUGGAUCAACUUGUCCUAUCAUCCCAAGAUGGUAGCAGGCAACAACUGGAUGAGAAAACGUCGAGGAUAUUGGAGAGGUUAGAGGUCCCGAGAGAAUUGAAAAGAAAGACACCUCCUGCCAAAAGCAGUAUCACUGCAACCGCGUUUGCACCAACUAAGGCACCCCUCAUCCCAUUCCAGCCUGUUCAUGGUACAGACCAGGGUACAACAUCAAGUCAGCCAAUGAAACCCAAUUUCCCAAGGCUAAAAAGAAAGCAACGAUGAAAAAAGGCCGUCAUGAGGUUGGUGAAAUCUUCAUUUCCCUAAUGUUUGUUUUAGCUUUUUCUAGCAUUCCUGUGCUGUCAAUAAGGCUCAAAAUAUAAUGAGAAGCAUCAAAAUGUUACAUGCUGUACUGGAAUUCACUAUUCUUAUCCAGAAACAAUUCCUGUGCAUAUGAUUUUGGAGUUACUAUAUGCCUCUUGCAGAUUCACUAGUUUCUACUUUGUAAUACGGUUUUAAACUUGUGAAUGGUUGAACCUUUGGCAGAAAAUGGGUGGUAGCGGGGGGCAAAUUCAAGUCAGUUUGAAUUUUAGUUACUAUAUUUUAUAAUUUUUACUAUUUGCAUUAACUUCCAA
Molecule: messenger RNA, 2416 nt
Organism: Camellia sinensis
Lineage: Eukaryota; Viridiplantae; Streptophyta; Magnoliopsida; Ericales; Theaceae
Source: RefSeq, a predicted model, not a curated record